CGUCGUAGGCAGCAGCAGCUUUAGCUCGCACCAUUGCACCACCGCGGCGGCGUGGGCUCAGCAUCAGCAUCGGCGGCCAGCGGCAUGUCGUCGUCGUCGCCGGAGAUGGAGGGGAGCAGCAAGAAGUUCAAGGGCGUGCGGAAGCGCAAGUGGGGCAAGUGGGUGUCGGAGAUCCGGCUGCCCAACAGCCGCGAGCGCAUCUGGCUGGGUUCCUACGACGCCCCCGAGAAGGCCGCGCGCGCCUUCGACGCCGCCUUCGUCUGCCUCCGCGGCCCCGGGGCCGCCGGCGCGGACCUCAACUUCCCGGACUCGCCGCCGCCCUGCCGCGCCGGCGGAUGCAGCAGCGACCCGCAGGAGGUGCAGGCGGCCGCGCUCUCGCACGCCAACCGCGCCGCCGUCACGGCCCAGCAGGCGGCCGCGGCGCUCAUGGACGUCGACGACGGCUCGGUGCUGCCGUGGGGCUCCGUGGCGCACGACAUGGCGGGUGUUCUUGGCACUGGCAGCGCUGAUGAGGUAGUGGCGCCCGUGCGCGCCGACGGGAGCAUCGACUGGCGGCCCUUCAUGGCGCACCCGCCGCCGCUCUUCUCCCCUACCGGGUGGGGCAGCAAUGCAUACGACUUCCUGCAGGAGCUGCCGCCGCCGGGCGCGGCGGACGAGGACAUGGAGGACAGUAUCCAUGGCGCAACCGCUUCUCUCUGGAGCUUCGACUUGAGAGACUCCUACUUCAGAUACUAGCAAGCUAGCUACAUGCAUGCUAUACACAAGGCUACGCUGCAAGAUGGCGCCAUGGAGGUGGCGGCGCACCUCUGCAGCUAGCUGCAUCCUGCAUUGCUACGAGGCAUUAAUUACAUGCUCAUGACUGCUAUGAGUAUACGAUCAACAACAUUUCUUAACAUAAUUUUGGUGA
This is a messenger RNA of Panicum hallii, 907 nucleotides long. RefSeq names its product ethylene-responsive transcription factor ERF017-like. The record is from RefSeq and is a predicted model, not a curated record. Gene Ontology annotation, molecular function: DNA binding; DNA-binding transcription factor activity. The transcript has a single exon. Gene Ontology annotation, biological process: regulation of DNA-templated transcription. Bases 85 to 735 code for a protein of 216 amino acids. Lineage: Eukaryota; Viridiplantae; Streptophyta; Magnoliopsida; Poales; Poaceae.